AUGGUGUUUUUCAAGGGGAUUGCGGCUGCGGCCUGCGCUGCUUCUGCGCUUGCUGCUGAUAUCGUUGUGCAUCAGUCUGGUGGUAACGUGACUGGCGCGUUCGGACAUCCAUUUGGCUAUGGUUUCCUCCACGAGGAUAUCAACAACUCUGGUGAUGGCGGUAUCUACGCAGAAUUGAUCCAGAACCGUGCCUUCCAGUACAGCCAAAACUACAGUGCCUCUUUGGAUCACUACUUCCCCGUCAACAAUGCUGUUCUAAGUCUCAAAUACUUAGACCAGCCAUUGUCUGAGCAAUUGAAUCUGUCUAUGCGCGUGUCAGCUGGCAACAGCACCGGCAAGAUUGGUUUCAAGAAUGAGGGAUACUGGGGCAUGGACGUCCGGCCUCAAACCUACACCGGAUCCUUCUGGGUUAAGGGUGCAUACAACGGAUCAUUCACCGCGUCUCUGGACUCAAACUUGACAACCGACUGCUUCGCAUCCGUCGAAGUGCCCUCCAAAUCUGUGGACAACGAUUGGACCGAGCACACCUUUGAGCUCGUCCCCGACAGGGCUGCACCAAACACCAACAACACCCUCACAAUUACAUUCGACGCUGCUGCUGCCAGCGCACUAGACUUCAACCUCAUCUCUCUCUUCCCUCCCACAUACAAGAACCGCAAGAAUGGACUCCGCAUUGACAUUGCCGAGGCCCUCGCUGACCUGAACCCUCACUUUCUCCGAUUCCCGGGCGGUAACAUGCUCGAGGGUCUCAGGAACGAUUCUUGGUGGGACUGGAAGAACACAAUUGGUCCCCUGAGAAACCGCCCCGGCUUCCAGGGUGUCUGGAGUUACCAACAGACCAACGGUCUUGGUUUGAUGGAGUACCUUGAGUGGGCCGAGGACAUGGAGCUUGAGAUUGUCCUGGCUGUCUGGGGCGGUCUUGCUCUUGACGGCGGUGUCACACCCCAGGCGAACCUAACUGCCUACGUCGAAGACGCCCUCAACGAGAUUGAAUUCGUUUGCGGUCCUGCAAACUCCACUUGGGGUGCGCGUCGUGCUGCUCUCGGUCACCCUGAGCCCUUUGAGCUCAACUACGUCGAGAUCGGCAAUGAGGAUUGGCUCGCUGGUUUCCCCGGCGGCUGGGACUCGUACCGCGCAUACCGUUUCCCCAUGUUCUACAACGCCAUCCGCAAGGCCUACCCACAUAUUACGGUCAUUUCUUCCGCUGCUUCCAGCGACCCAGGUGGUGAUGCGCCAAUCAGUGGUCCUGACCCCAACAACGGACAGAUCUUACCUGCCGAUGCUCUUGGUGACUACCAUCCAUACCGUGAGCCUGACGACUUAGUCAGUGAAUUCAACCGCUUCGACAACGACCAUGGUCACAUUGUUGGUGAAGUCGCAGCAGUUCAUCCCAACGGCGGUACAGGCUGGGACGGCAAGCUAAUGCCCUUCCCGUGGUGGAUUGGUGCCGUUGGUGAAGCCGUUUCCCUCAUCGGAUACGAGCGCAACUCCGACCGUGUUCCUGGUACUUUCUACGCCCCAGUCUUGAAGAACAACAACCGCUGGCAAUGGUCCAUCACUUUGAUGCAAUUUGACGCCGACCCGAAGCACACCACCAAGGCCGUCACAUGGUACUGCUGGAGUCUUUUCGCUCACCACCCCAUUACGCACACAGUUCCUACCGAGUCUGCAUCCGCCUACGGACCGCUUUACUGGGGUGCCGGAAAGGACGAGAGGCGCAACGAUGCCAUGGUAUGGAAGGGUGCCGUGUACAACACCACCAACAGCGAAGAUAUCCCCGUCAGCGUGAAGUUCGAGGGUGUUGAAGCCGGAGCCCGGGCCAACCUGACUAUCUUGACCAACUCUAUUGAUGACCCAUACGGAUAUAAUGACCCCUUUACUGGCGUCAACAUUGUCAACACUACCAACAUGAUCAUCACCGCGCAAAGCGAUGGUUCUUUCAAAUUCAUCAUGCCCGAGCUUAGUGUUGCUGUUCUGGAUACGGAUGUUGGUGGUGCUGGAAAUAGUACUGCGCAAUACCGGAGACAGCUGUCGAUAUAG
Molecule: messenger RNA, 2040 nt
Organism: Pyrenophora tritici-repentis Pt-1C-BFP
Lineage: Eukaryota; Fungi; Ascomycota; Dothideomycetes; Pleosporales; Pleosporaceae
Product: AbfA, Alpha-L-arabinofuranosidase
Biological process (GO): L-arabinose metabolic process
Molecular function (GO): alpha-L-arabinofuranosidase activity
Source: RefSeq, a predicted model, not a curated record